Messenger RNA from Vicia villosa (hairy vetch), 1595 nucleotides. RefSeq lists its product as uncharacterized. The coding region runs from base 257 to 769 and encodes 170 amino acids. Lineage: Eukaryota; Viridiplantae; Streptophyta; Magnoliopsida; Fabales; Fabaceae. The record is from RefSeq and is a predicted model, not a curated record. The transcript has 2 exons. Gene Ontology annotation, cellular component: mitochondrial outer membrane. Gene Ontology annotation, molecular function: ATP hydrolysis activity; ATP binding.
UACACGAGGCAACUCCGAUAUAUUUUCAUGGACCAAUUCAUAAGGCCCAUUAAUUUCAAUAUCUUCCUCAUCCGCAAGACAACUUCUUACGUUCUAGAUUUUUCCUCUAUUUCAUCCUAGAAUCUCGGUGGUCUACAGUGAGUUGAUAAUGCUUUGAAUUGUAAGGUUUUACUUUGAAGAAGAAAAAGAAGAAAGAAAAGUUAGACAACAAAUUUAACCCUAAUAUUAGGGUUAUAAUUUUGAUUGUUUUAAGAGAAUGACCGAUACGAAGUUCCUGCAAGAGAUAUUGCUGUACGCAGCUAGGGCGGCACUGAGUUACUGGGUAUUGGUCACAGGACUCCGUUACCUUGACCCUAACCGUGAAUCAACCAAGAAAGCGCUUGAACAAAAGAAACAGAUUGCCAAGCGUCUAGGUCGCCCCCUCAUUCAAACCAAUCCCUACGAGGAUGUAAUAGCCUGUGAUGUUAUAAACCCUGACCAUAUUGAUGUGGAGUUUGACUCCAUUGGGGGACUGGAAACUAUUAAACAAGCUUUGUUUGAGCUUGUUAUUCUGCCGUUGAAACGGCCCGACUUGUUUUCGCAUGGCAAGCUCCUUGGACCACAAAAGGGGGUUUUGUUGUAUGGACCUCCUGGCACUGGGAAAACCAUGCUUGCCAAAGCUAUUGCCAAGGAGUCUGGAGCAGUGUUCAUUAAUGUGAAGAUAUCUAACCUCAUGAGCAAAUGGUUUGGGGAUGCGCAAAAGCUUGGUAAGUGUGUGCUAUCUUUAUGAAUAGUUCUAUAAUUCACCGUUAAAUUAUCUUGUACUAUAUUUGAUGAUAGAUUGAAUUUUUGUUUAUUGACUUUAUUCACAUGGUUGUUAUGAUUCUCUUGGUUCAGUAAAUUUAUAAGUCUUCUAUUUUUCACAAAAUUCUUGUGUUCGUGCAAAGAGCCAUUCAGUUAUUGAUGCUUGCUUUGCAUCUGUAAAAAAGGUUGACAUAUCAACUAUAUGAUGAUAGCUGUGUAUAAUUUGUCAGUUUGGAUAGAUAAGUUGAAUGUCUUACAAUCUUGUUUUACUCAUUGUUGAAAGUGGUAAUGCGUGGCGUUGUAUGGUUAGUCAUGCCUUCAUUGAUAAUAAGUGAUUAGAGCAGUUCCAACAUAGUUUCUUUGCUGAAAAGGUAAUCGUAGUUCAACAAAAAUUUUAAAGUUUAAUCUUGAAUUUUGAAUGCAUGACAAGCAAUUUUGCUAUGAGAUUGGUUUACCGAACUACUUGGAAAGGAUAAGGAUGGCUAAAUGUAUGAAACAUGCAAAAAGACUUGAUUUUCUAUUCUACAACUUAAUUAUUUCUUGAUUCACUUUGUUGAGAUAUUGGAAUCGAAAGCAUGAACAUUGCUUGCAACUCGCGUGUCCAUGUACACCUGCUUGACAUGUGUCAAAAGAAGUUAAAGGUGUCCUGGAAAAAAGAAGAAAAAAAAGUAGACACAAAACGGUCAUAGUGUUACAAAAUAUUUUAUGGGUUGAAACAUUAUUUUAAAGUAAAACAAAAAAAAUUACAAUACAACCAAACCAAACCUUAUUCCACUAAGUAGGGUCGGCUACCUGGAUCAACUCCCACCAUA